CAGAAGUCCCAACCGUAAUAUAAGUUGGCCGUCAUACAAGUUUAGUUUCUUCUUCCUCCUCUGAAGACGAAGAAGAAUCAUCCCUAGCUUUUUGGUGGCAAGCAACUCGCUACAAUGACAAAGGGAACAGGAAGUUUUGGUAAGAGGAGGAACAAGAGUCACACACUGUGUGUGAGAUGUGGUCGUCGUAGCUUCCACAUCCAGAAGAGUCGCUGCUCUGCCUGCGCUUACCCCGCCGCUCGCAAGAGGACCUAUAACUGGAGUGUGAAGGCAAUCAGGAGGAAGACAACCGGAACCGGUAGGAUGAGGUAUCUCAAAAAUGUUCCCCGCCGUUUCAAGACUGGUUUCAGAGAAGGUACUGAAGCCAAGCCAAGGAACAAGGGAGCAUCAGCUUCCUCAGCCUAAAAGAGUAUCCUCAGUUCUCGAGUUUAAACGCAGGAAGAAGACUUGGCACUUUUCGCUCUUAUCUAAUUUUGAGAUUUUGCUAUUCCUGAAAUACAAUUUAUGUUUUUGUUUCAUGUUUUGAACCUGGAUCAUAUCCCUUCAUUUUGCAACUUUCAAAAGUCUUCCUUUCUUUGCCUAA
Molecule: messenger RNA, 583 nt
Organism: Raphanus sativus (radish)
Lineage: Eukaryota; Viridiplantae; Streptophyta; Magnoliopsida; Brassicales; Brassicaceae
Product: 60S ribosomal protein L37-2-like
Exons: 4
Coding region: 115-405 (96 amino acids)
Biological process (GO): translation
Cellular component (GO): cytosolic large ribosomal subunit; ribosome
Molecular function (GO): structural constituent of ribosome; RNA binding
Source: RefSeq, a predicted model, not a curated record